AUGGCUGCCGCAAUCAAAGCCAUCAAUGCGAAGAUCCGCUCCAACAAGGCGCUGGACUACUUCUGCUCAACACAUUUCUGGGGUCCAGCCUCAAACUUUGGUAUUCCUCUGGCUGCGAUUGCCGAUAUGAAGAAAGACCCUGAGAUUAUCUCCGGGCCCUUUACCGCAUCCCUCGCCUUCUACAGCGGCACUUUCAUGCGAUACUCUAUGGCUGUGACACCCAAGAACUACCUCCUAUUUGCAUGCCACUUCAUCAACUUCAACAGUCAGCUAGUGCAAGGUUACCGGUGGUAUGACUACUGGUACAUGGGCGGUAAGACGAACUCCGAGAAUCUGAAGCUACAAGCCGAGGGCAAGGCAUCUGAGCUAGAGACAAAGGCGGAAGGAGCCCUAGAUCAAGCAAAGCAGACCGUACAAAAGGGCGUCGAAGAGGCAAAGAAGAAGGUGUCGUGA
Molecule: messenger RNA, 453 nt
Organism: Cyphellophora europaea CBS 101466
Lineage: Eukaryota; Fungi; Ascomycota; Eurotiomycetes; Chaetothyriales; Cyphellophoraceae
Exons: 4
Coding region: 1-453 (150 amino acids)
Biological process (GO): pyruvate import into mitochondria
Cellular component (GO): mitochondrial inner membrane
Source: RefSeq, a predicted model, not a curated record